This is a messenger RNA of Trametes versicolor FP-101664 SS1, 1184 nucleotides long. Its product is annotated as oxidoreductase. The coding region runs from base 22 to 1047 and encodes 341 amino acids. The transcript has 11 exons. NCBI's taxonomy places the organism in Eukaryota, Fungi, Basidiomycota, Agaricomycetes, Polyporales, Polyporaceae. The record is from RefSeq and is a predicted model, not a curated record.
ACGAUAUCGCAAUCUACAGAUAUGGCACCCAAGAUGGAGUAUGUUCGUCUCGGGAACUCGGGCUUGAAAGUGUCGAAGAUCAUCUUGGGCUGCAUGUCGUAUGGCGACCCCGGUUGGCAGGACUGGCUUUUGGGCGAGGAGGAGGGCAUCAAGCACAUCAAGUUUGCAUACGAGCAUGGUAUUACUACGUUCGAUACAGCAAACGUGUACUCGAAUGGUCUCUCGGAGGUCAUCCUCGGAAAUGCGAUCAAGAAGCUCAACCUCCCCCGCGAGGAGCUCGUUAUCCUGACCAAGGUCUACUUCCCGGUAGGGCCUGAAUAUGGCGUCAACACGGUCUUCAGCCCUGGGGCGUCAGACAGCAUCAUCAACCAGAAGGGGCUGAACCGCAAGCACAUCUUCGACUCUGUGAAAGCGAGCUUGAAGCGCUUGCAGCUCGAGUACAUCGAUGUCCUCCAGUGCCAUCGCUUCGACUACACUACGCCGAUUGAGGAGACGAUGCAAGCUCUGCACGAUGUCGUGAAGGCGGGAUACGUUCGCUACAUCGGCAUGAGCUCCUGCUAUGCCUAUCAAUUCAUCCAGAUGCAGAACUACGCGAUCACGCACAACCUGACGCCCUUCAUCUCGAUGCAGAACCACUACUCGCUCUUGUACCGCGAGGAGGAGCGCGAGAUGUUCCCGACGCUCAAGAUGUUCGGCGUCGGCUCGAUCCCGUGGUCGCCCCUUGCGCGCGGCCUCCUCUGCCGGCCGAACGCCGCCUCGUCCAAGCGGGGCGACACCGAUCAGGGCAUGGCCAGAUACAAGACUGAGGGCAACCUGCAGGUCGUCGACCGCGUGGAAGAGCUCGCGAAGAAGAAGGGCGUGAAGAUGGCGCAGGUCGCGCUCGCGUGGAUGUUCGCGAAGCCCGGUGUGUCCGCGCCCAUCAUCGGCACGACAAGCACCUCCAACCUUGAGGAGCUCAUCGGCGCCUUGGAUGUCAAGCUGUCUGAGGAAGAGGUCAAGUAUCUGGAGGAGCCGUACAAGCCGAUGGUCGUCAUUGGGGCUUUUUGAAUGUGUGUGAUAGCGCAGGAACACUUUCAUGCGAGACACUUCGUAAAACUGUGUGCUGUGUUGUAUCUCUGAAUACCCUGUAUUGUACAGUAGAAUUGGAAAAGCCCUUACAGGAAGCGAGGACGAUCUGGGAAGUG